AUGAAGAUAAUUUGUGCAGGUGUGGGAAAAACGGGUACCAAAUCCAUCGCCAAAGCCUUGCGUCAUCUUGGAUUCACUGUUUUUGACUGGGAAGAGCAAACAUUUGAUUUCCAAGACCACUGGGUCGAUGUUUUCCAAAAUGGCGCCAAGUUAGAUGUGAAGAGAGUCUACCAACAUGCUGACGCGGUCGUGGACUCUCCCGGAAGUUUUUUCUGGGAGGAAAUACUGGAAGCUUAUCCUGAUAGUAAAGUGAUUUUAAGCGAAAGAGAAGAAGAUUCUUGGUUGAAGAGUAUGGUCAAUCAACUUCAAGUCAUCGAGGCAGUGAAAUCUCGCAGGUUUUUGUGUGUUCUCUCCCCAACUUCAAGAAAAGGGUUCUUUGUUUUAUAUUCUAUUUUUAACGCUUUUCUUGGGACUGCAAACCCCAAGUCAGCUUGUAUCUUGCGUAAGCGAUACCGUGAGCACAAUCACCGCGUUAAGUCGCUUGUUCCACCAGAGAAGCUGUUGGGGCGUGUACAACGUGAAGCAAAGUUGGAAACCGCUGUGUGA
This is a messenger RNA of Porites evermanni, 546 nucleotides long. The record is from the annotation of a GenBank genome assembly. NCBI's taxonomy places the organism in Eukaryota, Metazoa, Cnidaria, Anthozoa, Scleractinia, Poritidae.